AUGGCGGACCUCGGCCCCCCUUUCAUCCACAUUCCCGGCCUGCCCAACUUCCGCGAUAUCGGCAAUACGCCCAUCGCCGCCCGGCCCGGCCACUCCAUCAAGCCCGGCGUCGUCUUCCGCGCCGCCGAACCCUCUCGCGUCACCGAUGCCGGCGUCACCGCGCUGCAGGCCCUGCGCAUCUCCCACGUCUAUGACCUCCGCUCUGCCGUAGAGAUUCAGCGCCACUCCGCCGGGGUCCGGGAGUGGGACGGCGCAAGCCGUGUUUUCGUCCCCGUCUUCCAGGACGAGGACUAUGGCCCCGAGGCUAUCGCCCUGCGUUUCGUACAGUACUCGCAGAAGGGCACCGAUGGCUUUGUUGACACCUAUCGGUCCAUCUGGGAGGCCGGCACUGGACCCGUGGCUACCGUGCUCAACCACCUCGCAACGCCUGAUGCCUCCCCGCUCCUCGUCCACUGCACCGCGGGCAAGGAUCGAACAGGUGUCGUCUGCGCCAUCAUCCUGUCUCUGUGCGGAGUAGAUGACGAGACCAUCGCCCAGGAGUACAGCCUCACCGAGGUUGGACUGGCCGAGCGAAAGGAAGAAAUCAAGGCCCAUUUGAUGAAGAACCCAGCCAUGACGGACGACCCUGAAGGCGCGGACCGCAUGCUUGGAGCCAGACCCGAGAACAUGCUCGCCGCUCUCCAGGCAAUGCGUCUCGAGCACGGCUCCCCAGAGCAAUACGUUCUGACCAAGUGUGGCGUGUCACAGGAUGCCAUUGAGCAACUUCGUAAGAACUUGAUUGUGGCCAACGCGACCAACUAG
This is a messenger RNA of Ilyonectria robusta, 801 nucleotides long. RefSeq names its product protein-tyrosine phosphatase-like protein. Gene Ontology annotation, biological process: dephosphorylation. The transcript is spliced from 2 exons. Gene Ontology annotation, molecular function: phosphoprotein phosphatase activity. The record is from RefSeq and is a predicted model, not a curated record. Bases 1 to 801 code for a protein of 266 amino acids. Lineage: Eukaryota; Fungi; Ascomycota; Sordariomycetes; Hypocreales; Nectriaceae.